Messenger RNA from Vitis riparia (riverbank grape), 837 nucleotides. Its product is annotated as N66 matrix protein-like. The record is from RefSeq and is a predicted model, not a curated record. The transcript has a single exon. Bases 1 to 837 code for a protein of 278 amino acids. NCBI's taxonomy places the organism in Eukaryota, Viridiplantae, Streptophyta, Magnoliopsida, Vitales, Vitaceae.
AUGGUAACGGUGACAGUGACGGUGACAGUGACAGUAAUUGUGACGAUAACGAUGAUGAAUAACGAUGACGGUAAAAAUGACAAUAACGAUAUCUAUAAUAGUGACGGUAAAGGUGACGGUGACUAUAACGGUGACGAUGACAGUAACGGUAUCUAUAAUAGUGACGGUAAAGGUGACGGUGACUAUAAAGGUGACAGUAACUGUAAUAGUAACGGUAACUGUGGCGGUGACUAUAAAGAUGACAGUAAUGGUUAUAAUAACAGUAACGUUUAUGAUAUUGGUAACUGUGACAGUAAUGGUAACGGUGCCGGUAACGGUGAUGGUGACAGUAACGAUGACAAUAACAGUUACGAUAAUGGUAAAGGUAACGGUAACAAUAACAGUGAAGGUGACAGUAAUAGUAUCGGUAAUGGUGAUAGUAAAGGUGAUAGUAACGAUAACGGUAGCGAUGAGAGUAACGAGGAUAGUAAUAGUGACGAUAAGGGUAACGGUUAUGACAACGAUAACGGUAAUGGUAACGGUAGUGGCAACGGUGACAGUAGCGGUGAUUGUAAUAUUAAUGGUCACUGUGAAGAUUACGGUGACGAUGACGAUGAUUGUGACCGUGACGGUUAUAGUAAUGGUGAUCUUGACAGUGACGAGGACGGUUACAGUUACGGUAACGAUGAUCGACAUGAUCACAGUGACGGUAACAAUGAUGGUCACGGUGAUGGUAAUGGUGACAAUAAUUGUACUUGUCACGAUAACGGUCACGGUAACAGUAAUGGUGAUGAUAACGGUAACGGUAAUGGUAACAGUGACGAUGAGAGUAAUGAUAAUGGUAACGGGGGGCAGUGA